Molecule: messenger RNA, 1971 nt
Organism: Penicillium samsonianum
Lineage: Eukaryota; Fungi; Ascomycota; Eurotiomycetes; Eurotiales; Aspergillaceae
Product: GMC family oxidoreductase
Exons: 4
Coding region: 1-1971 (656 amino acids)
Molecular function (GO): flavin adenine dinucleotide binding; oxidoreductase activity, acting on CH-OH group of donors
Source: RefSeq, a predicted model, not a curated record
AUGCGUCUUUCUGCAGUAGUUGGGCUGCUGUCCACCCUUUCAGUUGUCUUGGCUUCUGAUCAUAGACCAGGUCAUCGAUAUCAUAAUGCACACAAGCGGUCUUCGGAUAACGAGAAUUCGACCACCAAGUAUGAUUAUGUCGUUGUUGGCUCUGGUGCUGGAGGUGGCCCUGUAGCCGCACGAUUGGCCAUUGCAGGAUACAAGGUGCUUCUUCUAGAAGCAGGAGAUGACCAGGGAAAUGCAACCCAGCAAAUCGUCCCCGCUUUGCAGCUCCAGUCCACGGAAUACGAGCCGAUGAGGUGGGAUUAUUUCGUGAACCACUACUCGAACUUGACUCGUCAGAAAGAAGACACCAAGAUGACUUACCGGACACCUGCCGGUGACCUCCAUGUUGGAAACAAUGUGCCCAAUGGCUCCGAACCCUUGGGGAUUUUAUAUCCUCGAGCAGGUACUUUGGGUGGAUGCUCUGCUCACAAUGCCAUGAUCACCAUCUACCCGUACGAGAAUGACUGGGAGCAACUGGCCAGUCUCACUGGCAACGACUCAUGGUCCGCCUCCAACAUGAGACAAUACUUCACGAGACUAGAGCGCAACCGAUAUCUGCCAAGCAGCUUGCUGGGCCACGGAUUUGACGGAUGGCUUACAACAAGCCUUACAGACUUGCGUCUCGUCAUUGAAGACCAAAAGCUUCUAUCCUUGAUCCUGGCCGGGGCGACCGCCGCGGGUCAAACACUGUUAGGCAAAAUAAUCACCACGGUCACGGGCCUUGCCGGAGUUCUACUGCGUGACCUAAACAACCCCCUCCCCUCGCGCGACUACGAUGAGGGUCCAUACCAAGUGCCUCUCGCUGUGGAUGUCCCCGAGUACAAACGGACAGGCCCUCGAGAAUUCCUCAUGAAGACAGUCAACGCUGUGAACUCGGAUGGUUCACGAAAAUAUUACCUUGAUAUCCAGCUGAACACCCUGGUAACCAAGCUCCUGUUCGAUACCACCGGAGCUAAGCCACGGGCUACCGGUGUUGACUAUCUUCGGGGACAGAGCCUGUACCGCGCAGACCCCCGAGCUUCCCAGACAUCGUCUAACGGGACACCAGGUAGCCUGUUGAAGCUGAGUGGUAUUGGUCCGAAGGAGGAGUUAUCCAAACUUGGAAUUUCAACCCUGGUGGAUCUCCCCGGCGUCGGUCGUAAUCUUCAGGACCGGUACGAGAUGGGCACAGUGGGCAAGUCGCCCACUGAUUUCGUCCUUACAUCCAAGUGUACUUUUUUGUAUUCUCUUCCCGACCCCUGUCUAGAACAAUACGAAAACGAUCCCUUGUUCAAAGGCACCUAUACCACCAAUGGGAUCGCCAUCGCCAUCAUUCGCAAGUCGUCUGUCGCAGAGGAUGAGCCCGACCUAUUGAUUUCAGGAGCACCCGUCAACUUCCCGGGCUACUACCCCAACUACUCCUACGAAGGUCUCAAAGACGCCCAGCACUGGACCUGGAUCACGUUAAAGUCUCGCUCCCGCAAUAACGCUGGCACGGUUGAGCUGCGAUCUACUGACCCGCGUGAUAUGCCCCUUAUCAACUUCCACUCGUUCGAUACCGGAGUUACCACGGAUGGUGCGGAUGACAAGGAUCUUCAGGCUGUGUAUGAAGCAAUGCAGUUCUCUCGCACGAUCUUUGAUGAUCUUAUUCCUCUCGACGGCGGGUUUGAAGAGGUCUGGCCAGGACCCAAUGUCACUACCGAGAAUGAGAUGAAAGACUUCAUUAAGCAAGAGGCAUGGGGUCACCAUGCCUGCUGUACUGCUGCUAUUGGAGAAGAUGGGGAUCCUCAGGCUGUGCUGGAUGCUGACUUCCGCGUUCGUGGAGUUGAUGGGCUGCGUGUUGUGGAUGCUUCGGUCUUUCCUAAGAUUCCGGGGUACUAUAUCGCCCUGCCCAUUUAUAUGAUCAGUGAGAAGGCUGCUGAGGUUAUCAUUGCUGAUGCUGUAUAA